CCUCCUCUCUCUUCUCUUUUUAUUGUUUCACAGAUGCCACUGGAGUAGGUAACCUGAUCCAACUCUGAAGAACUCAGAGAAGGAAGGAAAACCUUCUACUUGAGCAGUUUUUCCAUUCCUGACAUGCACAGGCUAUGAAGACACUGCCAGCCAUGCUUGGAAUUGGGAAAUUGUUUUGGGUCCUCUUCCUAAGCCCACAUCCAGACAUUUGGAGCAUCCAUGGGGAAGAAUCAUGUGAUGUACAACUUUACAUUAAGAGACAAUCUGUACACUCUGUCUCAGCGGGAGAUCCCUUUAAACUGGAAUGCCCUGUGAAAUACUGUGAUGACAGGCCUAAUGUGACUUGGUGCAAGCUCAAAGGAUCAGACUGUUUAGAUCUUGGAGAUGGAUUUCAACCACACACAAGUUGGAAAGAAGACAAGAAUAUUUCAGUUUUUAUCCUACAUUUCGAACCAGUGUCUCCUAGUGACAAUGGGUCAUACUGCUGUUUUGUGAAUCUUUCGUCAAAACUCAUUACAAGCCACUCAAUAACCAUUCAUGUGACAGAACAAAUUCAAAAUAAUUCAGAACUCCCUUUAAUAAAUUCAACCAGUGCCUCAGGAAGACCCUCCAUGGAAGAGAUGGAAAACACACCAUGGCUUCUUUAUAGUUUGCUUCCUUUGGGGGGAUUGCUUCUACUCAUUACCGGUUUCUGCCUGUUCUGCUGCCUGAGAAGGCACCAAGGGAAACAAAAGAAGCUCUCUGAUACAGCGAGAAGGGACAUUAACAUGGUUGAUGUUCCCCAGCCCUUUAAGACUGAGCAAACAGAAGAGGGCACUGGACAAAAUUCCCAAACACUGCCAUCAGAAACUGGAAUUUAUGAUAAUGACCCUGAAACUUGGUUCAGGAUGCAGGAAGGGUCUGAAGUUUAUUCUCAACCACACCUGGAGGAAAACAAACAUGGCAUUGUUUAUGCUUCCCUGAACCAUUCCAUCAUUGGAAUAAGCCCAAGACAGGCAAGAAAUGUGCAAGAAACACCGACAGAAUAUGCAUCCAUAUGUGUGAGGAGUUAAAUCUGGUCCUGAUUCCAACCAGUGAUGGUUCCAUGAUCAGCAGGUCAACACCAUUGUCUGGGCCCAAAAGGAUGUCAAAUAAUAUUUGUUAACCUGACAGGUUUCACUUUAAAAAGGUUCAUGUUAGUGUUUGGGCCUUAUGAGUCCACAGUACAAAUGAUUCAAAUUUCUCUUGGAAACUCCUUUGGGAAACUUUUACAUUAUAGUCUUUAACAACAAAAAUUUCUCUGCAAAAUUAAUAGCAUGAGUAGCAGAAUAGUAGAUAUUUAAACAUAGCUGAGUUUUAUUCAAUAUAAAAAACUCAAUCUUUCUUUUGGAACAAUCAGAAAGACUUGUAGGAACGAGAGGUUUGUGUUAUCUGGAUCAGUUCAAUACAAAAAGAAAAAAAUGUCCCAAUUUGACUAACCAUGAAUACAGAAAUGAUUGUACAUUUCCAGUCAAUCUUCCACAAUAAGAAAUUUUCCUAUGUCAAGCUAAGACUGGUGUUUCUUAAAGGUGAAGGGGAAAUCAUUUUAGACUUGAUAUAGAAGAGAAUGGAAAGGAUAAAAGGUGCAAUAAAGAUAUAGGAUUUAUCAAUUGGAUAUGGAGUGGAUGUUUCCCAUACCUGGCAAACAAAUGCUUAUAUCUACCCUGUUAGAUUGGUAAGCAAACACAGUAAUUAAUGGAGCAAUCAAUGUAUAGUGCAUUUUUGAGCAAAGUGGUGACUCAGUAUUUGGGUUACAUAGACUAAUGGGUAUGAAUGUGACAUAAUGCUGCUGGUUUAAUAUAACUGUGAGUAUCUAAAUAAACAAAUUAGUAUAAAUAUGAAUUAUUAGGCAAAUGAAGAUUAAUGGCUUCAACUACUUCAUGCUUGACUUGAUAGCAAAUUAAAAGCAUAAUUAAUGGAAUAAAGAAAAGGCCAGAAUAUUUAGUAGGUUGGUAGGGGGUCAACAUACUUUCAUUCACCGCAUCUGUUUUGCUUUUAUUCUUACUAAGGAAUAGAGGCAAAUCAUAUGCAGUGAUGUAUUAUAGUUUGAUAAUCAUUCAUUUUAAAAAACUGAGGUUGCAGCCACUUAAGAGUAUAGCAAGAGGGGGCCAGGCACAUGGUGUGUGCCUGUAGUCCCAGCUACUCAGGAGGCUGAGGCAGGAGGAUCACUUGAGCCCAGGAGUUGAAGGU
This is a messenger RNA of Lemur catta (Ring-tailed lemur), 2208 nucleotides long. RefSeq names its product B and T lymphocyte associated (gene BTLA). The transcript is spliced from 6 exons. The record is from RefSeq and is a predicted model, not a curated record. Gene Ontology annotation, biological process: immune response-regulating cell surface receptor signaling pathway. NCBI's taxonomy places the organism in Eukaryota, Metazoa, Chordata, Mammalia, Primates, Lemuridae. Bases 135 to 1052 code for a protein of 305 amino acids. Gene Ontology annotation, cellular component: plasma membrane. Gene Ontology annotation, molecular function: signaling receptor activity.